AAUCGAUACUCGUUACCAGGAGGAUCCUUCCGCCUUGGAGAGCUGCGUUUACUCCUUCUUUCCUCGGACCACUCCUCUACAAAUAACCGAGAGGAAAGUGAACGGGGGAGCAAAGAGGAGAACGGAUACAGUCCACACUUUAAUAAUCUUGAUUGAGUUUAGAGUGCUGGGCACUCCCAGCCAUCAACACCAUGGGGGAACUCUUUAGAAGUGAAGAGAUGACCCUGGCCCAGCUCUUCCUCCAAUCGGAAGCUGCCUACUGCUGUGUCAGUGAACUGGGAGAGAUUGGGAUGGUGCAGUUCCGUGAUCUCAAUCCUGAUGUAAACGUCUUCCAGAGAAAGUUUGUUAAUGAAGUGCGGCGAUGUGAGGAAAUGGAUCGCAAACUGAGAUUUGUUGAAAAAGAAAUUAAGAAGGCCAACAUUCCGAUAAUGGACACAGGAGAAAACCCUGAAGUUCCUUUUCCAAGGGACAUGAUUGAUCUGGAGGCUACAUUUGAGAAGCUCGAGAAUGAGCUGAAGGAAAUAAACACCAACCAGGAGGCCCUGAAGAAGAACUUCCUGGAAUUGACUGAACUCAAGCACAUUUUGCACCGUACUCAGCAGUUUUUCAAUGAGAUGGAAGAUCCCAGUUUGCUUGAAGAGUCCUCCAUUCUCCUGGAUCCCAAUGAGCCAACCCGAGUAGCUCCUCUCAGACUUGGAUUUGUGGCUGGAGUUAUAGGCAGGGAACGUAUUCCCACAUUUGAGAGGAUGUUGUGGAGAGUUUGCAGAGGAAACGUGUUCCUGCGGCAAGCAGAUAUAGAAGACCCCCUAGAGGACCCAACCUCAGGUGACCAGGUCCACAAGUCCGUCUUCAUCAUAUUUUUCCAGGGAGACCAGCUGAAGAAUAGAGUUAAGAAAAUCUGUGAGGGAUUCAGAGCAACAUUAUACCCCUGUCCAGAAACCCCCCAGGAGAGGAAAGAGAUGCUUGCAGGAGUGAAUGCUCGCAUUGAUGACCUGCAAAUGGUUCUGAACCAGACUGAAGAUCACAGGCAGAGGGUCCUGCAGGCUGCGGCCAAGACCGUCAGGGUGUGGUUCAUUAAGGUGAGGAAGAUGAAGGCCAUCUACCACACCCUCAACCUCUGCAACAUUGAUGUCACGCAGAAGUGUCUGAUUGCCGAGGUGUGGUGUCCUGUGUCUGACAUGGACUCCAUCCAGUUUGCACUGAGGAGGGGGACAGAGAAGAGUGGCUCCACCGUGCCUUCCAUUCUCAAUCGAAUGCAAACCAAGCAGACCCCACCCACGUAUAACAAGACAAACAAGUUCACCUCUGGAUUCCAGAACAUUGUGGACGCUUAUGGGAUUGGCAGCUACCGUGAAAUGAACCCAGCGCCAUACACCAUUAUUACCUUCCCCUUCCUGUUUGCUGUCAUGUUUGGUGACUUUGGCCAUGGGACACUCAUGACCUGCGCUGCUCUCUACCUUGUGAUAAGAGAAAGCAGGCUGAUGGCCCAGAAGAAUGAUAACGAGAUAUUCAACAUGGUGUUUGCAGGACGCUAUAUCAUACUCCUGAUGGGAAUAUUCUCAAUGUACACUGGGAUUAUUUACAACGACUGCUUCUCAAAGUCCCUCAAUAUCUUCGGCUCUGGAUGGAGCGUGAGACCCAUGUUUAAAGGAGGAAACUGGACAACUGACACACUUGAAGGCAACAAGGCCUUGCAGUUGGAUCCAGCAGUGGAGGGAGUUUUUAAAGGGCCGUACCCCAUUGGAAUUGAUCCGAUAUGGAGUAUUUCUAUCAACAAGUUGACAUUUUUGAACUCCUUCAAGAUGAAGAUGUCUGUUGUCCUAGGAGUCAUCCACAUGCUUUUUGGAGUCACUCUAAGUCUCUUCAAUCAUCUGUAUUUCAAAAAGCCACUGAACAUCUACUUUGGAUUCAUCCCAGAGAUUGUCUUCAUGUUCAGUCUCUUUGGCUACUUGGUCAUUCUGAUCUUCUAUAAGUGGGUGUCUUAUGACGCCCACACCUCCAGAGAUGCUCCCAGUCUCCUCAUUUCCUUCAUUAACAUGUUUCUCUUCAGCUACAAUGACCCCAGUACCAAACCUCUCUACAGGGGGCAGAUGGGGCUGCAAUCAUUCUUGGUCAUAAUUGCCUUAGCAUGUGUUCCCUGCAUGUUGGUCGUGAAAACUCUGGUUUUACGGAGACAGUAUUUGUGGCAAAAACAUCUGGGCACACAGAACUUUGGAGGGGUCCGAGUGGGCAACGGUCCCACCGAGGACGAGGCGGAAAUCAUCCAACAUGACCAGCUCGCACAGCAGUCUGAGGAUGAACCAGAGAGUUCCCUUUUGUUACCUGCUUUCAAGGCCCCUGAGGAGGAAGAGUUUAACUUUGCAGAUAUGGCUGUGCAUCAGGCCAUUCACACCAUUGAGUACUGCCUUGGCUGCAUCUCUAACACUGCUUCCUAUCUGCGGCUCUGGGCCCUCAGUCUCGCUCAUGCACAGCUGUCAGAGGUGCUUUGGUCCAUGGUGAUGCGCCUCGGCCUUUCAUCUCGAAACUUUGCCGGUUUCAUCCUUCUGGCCAUCAUCUUUUACUUCUUUGCUGUUCUCUCAGUUGCCAUUCUGCUCAUUAUGGAAGGACUGUCUGCCUUUCUGCAUGCACUUCGACUGCACUGGGUGGAGUUCCAGAACAAAUUCUACGCAGGUCAGGGCUUCAAAUUUCUCCCGUUCACCUUUGAAAGUAUCUUAGAGGGAAGAUUUGAAGAAUGAAACAGCUUUCUUUACGCCUGGUUCUCUCAUAACUUCAGUUUGUGUGUUGUCCAAAAGUGUUUUUCGUUGUUGUUGAACUUUUUUGUGUGUGCGUGUGAUUAAAUCUCCACGUUACCAGAACAACUCUGGUAACGACUCAUGACUUGGUGAUCCUAUAGUAGCUCUAUUUAAUCUGUCUUAUUUCCUUUAAUAUUAUUUAUAUUGUCUUUUUCUUUAUAAAACCUGCACUGCUGUUCUUUGUUGGAGGAAUCCUCAACAUGAUACACUAGAUAUCCCCUCUGCUGAAGUUUAGACAGCGAUAGAAAUGUUCGUCCUUGUGUCGUCUCCUGUGGUUGUAUUUGAAGUUUUUGUUAUUGCAGAGAAAAAUCACACAGAAUUACAAAACUCUGAAUGAUGGCAAAUGCAUAUAACAUAGCACUUAGUGUUUUCCUGUUGGUAUACAUGAAAGAGAUCAAUAAUCUGCACACAGUUCCUUUGUAGUGAUCUGCAGUAUUUCAUUACACAUUUCUGUAGCCUUAGAAGGGAUUAAAGCAGCAAGCAAAACAUGUUCAGGUCGUUUGUUAGAAAUGGUUGACCUUGUCCAUAACUAUGUCAAUAAAUUGGGAAGAACUGGUU
Molecule: messenger RNA, 3350 nt
Organism: Xiphophorus maculatus (southern platyfish)
Lineage: Eukaryota; Metazoa; Chordata; Actinopteri; Cyprinodontiformes; Poeciliidae
Gene: atp6v0a1a
Product: V-type proton ATPase 116 kDa subunit a
Exons: 22
Coding region: 192-2735 (847 amino acids)
Biological process (GO): proton transmembrane transport; vacuolar acidification
Cellular component (GO): plasma membrane; vacuolar proton-transporting V-type ATPase complex; vacuolar proton-transporting V-type ATPase, V0 domain
Molecular function (GO): proton-transporting ATPase activity, rotational mechanism; ATPase binding
Source: RefSeq, a predicted model, not a curated record